Messenger RNA from Cynoglossus semilaevis (tongue sole), 4591 nucleotides. RefSeq names its product unk like zinc finger (gene unkl). The coding region runs from base 87 to 2531 and encodes 814 amino acids. Gene Ontology annotation, molecular function: metal ion binding. The transcript is spliced from 16 exons. Lineage: Eukaryota; Metazoa; Chordata; Actinopteri; Pleuronectiformes; Cynoglossidae. The record is from RefSeq and is a predicted model, not a curated record.
UCCUCCUCUGCAGCGCGUUGUUGCGGACGUGCACGCACGCGAGCAACAGAUCCGAGCGCAUGCGCACAUCAUUGUUUUGACUGAAAAUGCCGUCGGUUUCGAAAACGGCGGCCAAUGCGUCUCCUCAAACCGAGAAACCGACCCAUUAUACAUACUUGAAGGAGUUUAGGACAGAGCAGUGUCCCUUGUUUCUUCAGCACAAGUGCACGCAACAUAGACCCUUUACGUGCUUUCACUGGCAUUUUCUAAACCAGAGGCGAAGGAGACCCAUUCGGAGAAGAGACGGAACCUUCAACUACAGCCCAGACGUUUAUUGCACCAAAUACGACGAGACCACAGGCAUUUGCCCAGAUGGAGACGAUUGUCCAUACUUACAUCGGACCACUGGUGACACAGAGCGCAAGUACCAUCUUCGCUAUUACAAGACAGGCACGUGUAUCCAUGAGACAGACGCUCGUGGGCACUGCGUGAAGAAUGGCCUUCACUGUGCAUUCGCUCAUGGGCCACAUGAUCUCAGACCUCCUGUCUAUGAUAUCAGAGAGAUUCAAGCACAAGAGGCUCUUCAGAACGGACAGCUGGGUUCUGGGGAAGGUAUCCCUGAUUUGCAGCCUGGAGUAUUAGCCAGCCAAGCUAUGAUUGAAAAAACUCUGACAGAAGACCCUCGAUGGCAAGAUACCAACUUUGUUUUAGCCAAUUAUAAAACAGAACAGUGUACCAAGCCCCCGAGACUAUGCAGACAGGGUUACGCCUGCCCUCACUACCACAAUAGUAGAGAUCGUAGAAGAAAUCCGAGAAAGUACAAAUAUAGGUCAACUCCUUGUCCCAGUGUGAAGCAUGGGGAUGAAUGGGGCGAACCUUCCAAGUGCGAAAGCGGAGACAGCUGCCAUUACUGUCACUCGCGCACUGAACAGCAGUUUCACCCAGAGAUCUACAAGUCUACCAAAUGCAAUGAUAUGAGACAAACUGGAUACUGCCCUCGUGGACCUUUUUGUGCUUUUGCACAUGUAGAAAGAAUUCCCUCAGCAGAGGAGACCAUGGGUUCGCUGUUGACGGUGAUACAGUCGAGCUCACAGUCCCAGCUGGUGUCACAGCAGUAUUUAGAGUGUCCAGUCGGUGGGUGGAACAGCGGAGGAAACUCCAACAGCACAACUAGUAGCAAUGGUCAAGUGGAGGGUGUUUCAUGUUCUAAUAGCUCAACUCUAACACGAAGCUCAGGAAGUGACACUUUGUUAUCCCCAGUGGGAUCCGUCAGCAGGCCCAAAUCCUUAACUAACAGUAGUUUAUGCUCAGAGUCCAGCACAUCCAGUGUCUCAUCUCUGAUGUCUAACUAUCCUAGAGCUCCCGGCUUUGAACGUGAGGAUCAGAUAAAGAACAAGGGGCACAUGGAUCAAAAAUUGAUGGACCAAGAAAAACAAACACAAAAUACCGUGUUCUCCACAGUGAACCCUUUGGCCUCGAGCUUUACCUCCAGUAUAACAUCCAGCUUGGCCUCUAGCGUUGGCUCUGAUAGCUCUUCACCCACCACUUUAUCAACCAUGAAUGCAAAGGCUACACCUUUCUAUCCAGGCAGUAACACGGUGGAGUCCGUCAUUGGUUCUGCUCUGGACCUCAACUUUAGUGAUAUCAAUGUUGCAUCUCUUGAUAAGGAGUUAGAGGAACAAGACCACAGUGUUGGGAUGACAAGUCAAAGGGUUCUCGUUGGAUCGGCUCCUGUUAACAUUCCGGGCUCUCUGGCACGAUCGUCUUCUCUUAACUCCUCGUCGUCUCUGUCCACCUCUCCGCUGAGCUCCCUUUCCCAGUCUCUGUCUCAGUCCCUCCUGUCUGCAGCAGUAUCACAGCAAAAUCAAACUUCAAGCAUGCUAGCCAAACAAGAGCAUGGCCUCUUGGGAACGCCCACAUCCUCUUCCCAGAACUCUCUAGGUCUAAAUGGAGGAGCCAGCAACAUUUGGGAUUUUGUGAGCGGCAACUUUUCUCCGAGUCCAUCUCCGGUUUUUAGCAGCCUGACCCCCACAGGCAGCAGCAGCAGUGGCGCAGACCUGACACGCCUUUUUAGAGAACUGGAUGAAGCGAAGAGGAAGAUCAAACAAUGGGAGGAGGCCUGGCAUCAGGUUAAACAGGCUUGCGAAGCGUGUCAGAAGGAGGCCCACGAAGCCAAGGAACAGGCAAAAACGGCCGAGGCGGAGCGGCAGAUAGCCGAACAAAAGUGGGAGAAAACCGAGCGCAAGCUGAAAGAGCUCCAAGGGGACUUUGACGUUCUUUGCCGCACGCCAGGAACGCCUCUGCUGCGUAGCUACGGGGAGCUGGAACAGCUGCCGCUGGCGAAGCUUCGCUCCAUCCAGAGUCAGCUGCGCAACGACCUCGACCGCAUAGACGGGGUAAUUUAUCAGCUUCAGUCAAAGAAAUGUAUAGUUUGCCAAAAGCAUGACCGUUGCAUUGUUCUGCAGCCUUGCCAACAUUAUGUACUCUGUGAGACCUGUGCGCCUAGUAAAACAGAAUGUCCCUAUUGUAGAACGAAAAUACACAAGUGGUGAUGUAGAGUUGGCAGUUUUAUCGAGGUACUUUUUAAAGAACUAGCCCUUUUGGAAAGAACUACUACUAGAUAUUACAGUACAGUUUCUGAAUAGCAAUGUCAUUUUUAUUCAGUGAUUUAAUUCGUGGUUUUUUUUUUUGGAACAAAAUGAUGUUUGACUGAAAGAGAAUCUUAUCAAUCACAGUAUGUACAUGUAAUCCAAUCAGUCACUAUGGUUUUUUGCUCAUCGUAUAUGAAACCUUUAUCUAUUGAGAAAGGUCCUCGAAUUAGAGUAUGAAAAUACCUUAUAGUGCCUUUUACCAAAUUUAGCAACAAUUUAGGAACUCUGAAAGUACAAAAAAAAAAAAAUCACAAUAAUGUUAAACUGAGCAAAAAAAAAAAAACACUGAUUGCAAAUCGGGCAUUUUUUUUUUUCUACAAUGAAUGCAAAAUUACAAACGACAAACUCGAAACAGAGAAAAGCACUUAAAUCCAACGCCUGGUGCACAAAGACACUGUUGAAAAUAAGUUUGUAUUUUUGUGCCUGUUUUUUCUUAUUAAUCUCUAAUGCAUUUAAUCUGUUCCUACACUAAAGUAUUGUAGUAAAGGAAACUUGUCUCAAGAUCGCUUUACUAGAUCUCACGUGAGACGUGACGGAUCGUUUUUUGAUACAGACGGCUUUUACGGUCUGUAAUAUCUUAAGGUGAUGUCGGAAGUUCGUUAAUGGUCUUUAACUCAUUGUAAUCAGGUUGAGGAAAGCAGAGUUAGCCUUCUAGCAAAAAUCAUACAUUAUACAUUGUAUUCACAAUGAUUAAUAAUAAUGACCAACGUGAUUACAAAUGUCUGAUAAUUGUUAGAUUAAAUGUACAAAAAAAAAAUAGUUGUUUAUUUAGUCGAGAGAACAAGACUUGUAGAACUUUAUGCAUUCUGAUCAGUGUAAUACAUCAGACAAAUGACUUACGGUAUGAAAUGGGCAAAACCCACGAGCAAAUUUAACUUUAUUUAAAGAGGAAUAAGAAAAAGGUGUCUUUUUAACUUCUUACAAAUCUCAGAGCUUCAAAAACAGCUGAUUGAUUGUUGACUUGUUUCUAUAAAAAAAAAAUUCUGUAAAUUGGGAGUUGCUUCUUAAAAAAAAAAAAGUGGGGAAAAACAAAACGAAAAAAAAAAAACCUAACAUUUUCACUCUUCCUCUUUAUUUAAAGUCACAUUUUGUGUGAAAUAAUCCAAUGCAAUCCAGUCAAACAUCAUUGUUUUGACCAACUUUCUGAAGAAUUUUGAUUUCUUAUUAAAGCACUUUGUUAACCUGGGACUUAAUUAAAGAGUAUAUACCGGUAGAUAUUUUUUUUUUUUUUGCUUUAAGCUGCUUUUUAGGUAUUCCUUUGUCUUUUUUUUUUUUUUUUUUUUUUUUUAGUUUUAUAUCUUCUUCCUAUAUAAGCUAAUGUCUGAAGCAAUGUCUCUGUGUACUGUGAAACAUAGUUUGAAUAUUUCAAUGUUUCCUAUUGUUAACUCAUUGCAUGGUUCAGCAUAUUAUUAAGAUUUCAUAGAGGGGGGGGAAAAAAGUACUAGUUUCUACUUUCAUAGUUAGAUUUAUAAAAAAUUUCAAUCAAGAAAGUGCAAAUCCAAGAUGCAUUUAGGCAUAACCAGCAGCUCUGUUAUGUGUAAGGCACAUGCUACGUGUUUGAGGCUGUAUUUUAAUCAGUUACUUUUGUUUUUGUAGAGAAUUUCUAUAGCCUAGCCACUAGAGAAGCAUGUAUUGUAUAAGCAAAAACAAAAAAGAAGAAAAAAAAAAAAAGAAGCCUAAAAUGAAUUUUGUAGGACUCUAGCCUCUUGACUUUGUGUAGAACAUAUCGGCCUCUAACUCUGAAGUGCCUUGCCUUAGUUUUAAAACGAUACAUUUAGGAUUUCCUAAGCAGAUUACAAGUAGUUUAAGCUUUUGCGCGGGUUUCUACAUUACGAAGUUAUACGUGUUACUUCAUUCUAUAAAUAGUGUAGUGUAUCGUGUAGUGUAUAGGGUUUGUACACACACACUUUCAUUUGAAAUGAUGCCAGUGUAGAGCACCGAAUUCAGUGAAUAUUUCUGAA